AUGUCGAAACGUUUGUUUCUAAAAAUUGUGAGCAAUGUGGAAGCGAACGACUCGUGGUUUCAAGAGGCCCUCGAUGCACGAGGUAGGAAGGGCUUUACGCCGUUGCAAAAGGUGACAUCGGCUAUUAAACAGCUCGCAACUCGUAACACUCCAGACGAGAACGAUGAGUACUUGCAUAUGGCCGAAAGAACUUCCCGCGAGUGCCUAGAAUAUUUUUGCGACACGGUUUGCAAAAUAUAUGCUUCCGAGUUCUUACGUAGACCGACAAGCCACGACAUGGCACUUUUAUACGAAGCUCAUGAGGAAAAGCAUCACCUUCCAGCGGUUGCAUCUCAAGAUUUAUGGUUUUGGCAUGCUUUUUGCGGUCCACCGGGUUCACAAAACGAUAUCAAUGUGCUACAACAAUCUUCGUUAUUUUUAAUGGAACGAAAUGGAACCGCGCCAAAAUGUCCAUUUUACAUUAACAACCAUUUAUACAAACGUGGUUAUUUGCUCGUGGAUGGAAUCUACCAUCCAUGGUCCGUGUUUGUGAAGUCGAUCACAUACCCUCACAAAGUAGACGAAAAGAAAUUCAAGAGGCAACACGAGGUGGCAAGGAAAGACGUCGAACGGGCUUUUGGUGUUUUGAAGGCGAAAUGGGGUGUAUUGAGUCGGCCGAUGCGAGCAAGAACCGUUGGAAAAAUUAGGAGUGUUGUGUACACGUGCAUUAUUUUACACAACAUGAUUUUGAAAGACGACGAAAACGCGAUAGCACCGGUACACAGUCGGGAUACUCCGGUCGAGCCCGCUCUAGACGAUACGGUGUUGGACGAGUUGAUGGAUGAAGACACGCAUUAG
Molecule: messenger RNA, 837 nt
Organism: Helianthus annuus (common sunflower)
Lineage: Eukaryota; Viridiplantae; Streptophyta; Magnoliopsida; Asterales; Asteraceae
Product: protein ANTAGONIST OF LIKE HETEROCHROMATIN PROTEIN 1-like
Exons: 2
Coding region: 1-837 (278 amino acids)
Source: RefSeq, a predicted model, not a curated record